Pedinophyceae sp. YPF-701 is the source of this 2265-nucleotide messenger RNA. The record is from the annotation of a GenBank genome assembly. NCBI's taxonomy places the organism in Eukaryota, Viridiplantae, Chlorophyta, Pedinophyceae.
AUGCGCCUGGGCGUACUUCUCGACCGGCUGGGAGAGCUCGGUCCCCGGCAUGCGCUCCGCAGCAGCCAAGCUCGCGCCGCUGCUUCACGCGCUGGAGAGCGGGCCGAACAGCGCGGAGGACGUGCCGGACAGCGAGUGCGUCAAGCUCGCGGGGGUCCUGUUCCGCGCGAUCCCGCUCCCGCUGCCCCUCGUCCUGCCUCUGAGCCAACUGGCAGCUGCCGGUCGCGGACUCGCGCUGCGCGUGCGCACGGCGGGCGCCGCGGACCCGGGCGGCGACCGCGCGGCGCGCCUCAGAGUGCUCCUCGAAGCGGACCUCGUCCACGCCGCGUUCGCCCUCACGGAGCACCGUUACGCCGAGGCCCGCGACGCACUCGCGCGGAGCUCCGCGCCGCUCCGCGCGCCGGGCGCCGCGACCGUCGCGCACCGCGCGGUCUGCGAGCUGCUCUGCGCGGCGUGGACGCGCGACCUCGGGUUCCAGCGAGCCCACCUCGCGCACCUGCGCGCGGCGCUCGACCUCCUGGGCCCCGCGCCAGGCAACGGAGACUGGGACGGGGCGCGCACGGGCAUCCGAGUGCUCGCGCUGGGCGCGCAGGACGCCUCCGCCGCCGGCGCCGCGGGGCGCGCGCCGCCGGGCGCCGCGUGGCUGCCGGGCUGGCGGGUCGCGGAGGCUGCGUGGGCGGCCAAGACGCCGGCGACACUCAUCCUGCUGCGCUGUCGGCGGGCGUGUUCGCGGACGCCGCGGCUCCGGACGCCGCGGCGCGCUGCAAGCGGGCGCUGCAGGCGUGGGCGGCGCUGUGUCCGCCCGGCAGCGCGGGCGACCUGGCGCUGCAGGCGGCGGCGAGCGCUGCGUCGGCGUCGGGGGGGGACUGCUUGGACCUCCUCGAGGGGUGUCUCGCGGAGUGCGAGGCCGGCGCCGGGCGGGCGUCGGCGACCGCGAUGCGCUGGGCCGCGCAGGCGGCGCCGGUCGCGCUGUUCCACGCCGGGGCGGCCGGCACCGAGUGGGCGGCGAGGCUGGCCAAGAUGGGCCGGAAGGCGGUGCAGGGGCGGAACGCGGAGCCGCUCGGACAGGCGCUGCUGGAGUCGGCGGCGUACGCUGCGUGCGGCGCGGACACCACGCGGAGCGUGAGCUUCCUGCUGGACGCGCUGGAGCGGGAGCUGCGGGCGAUGCGCGAGCCGGGCUUGCAGGCCAACGGGAGCCUGCUGACGGCCGAGGCGCUGCGACGCAAGGCCGCGACCUGUUGCUUCGGGACGAGGUCGGAGGCCUUCAGCUGCGUGAAGGAGGCGGACGACGUGGCGGCGCGUGCGGCGGGGCCCACCAGCGCUGCGCGCAUGGCCACGGCGUGGAUGCUGCUGGCGCACGUGCUGCCGCCGGAGGGCUUCCCGAGGCGCAACGCGGGCGACACGCUGCGCAAGAUCAUGGAGCUCGCCGUGGAUCUCUUCGACGAGCUGAUCAAGGCCGGCGGGGAAGACACACCGUACGCCGCGGCGCUCCUGGCCGUCGCUGGGCGCGUCCUGCAGUGCUCAAGCUCCGCGGACGCCGACGCGUCGUUCAAGGCCGCCCUGCGCUGCACCUCCGUGUCCGCGGCCAAGGGCGCGUACAUCGUCGCCCCCGCGGUCGGCAUGGGCCCCGCCACGCCAGCCGACAUCGAGGCCAUCGUCCACGCGUGGCAGCGGGAGGGGGCUCCCGCGCUCGACGCCCCCCUCAGCCCCCCCGCCGCCCUCGCCCUCCCGGGGCGCAGCAACGGGCACGCGACCUUCACCGCGGCGCUGGCGUUCUUCUCCGCGAACGCCUCCGCGGACAACAUCGCGCGCGCGCCGCCCCUGCAGUCGCAUGACCUGUUUCUGGAGCACUCCGCGCCGGCGUCGCGUCCCAUGUCGGCGAGCAGCAGCCAGCGCCCUUCGUGCCGCCCGGCGUCCGUCACGGACGCCGCCGUCGUCGCCGACUCCCCCCGGUCCCUCGCGGGGGGGGUGGCGUCCGCAGCGCGGUUCCAUAUGGGGGUGUCGUUGCGGUCAGGGUCGCGCUCGCCAGCGCAGUCGUGGCACCCGGGGCCUCUGCGGUGCCCGUCGGGGGCGACGACCGACGUGCUGUCGGGCCCGCCGACGCGGAGCGCACACGAGGUUGACUCAGGGGGGGAUGUUUGCCUCGCAGGCAAGCGGGCGGGGCUGUCCGACUCCCCGCGGAGCAUGUCAAACGCGGAGGAGAUGUCGGCGAAGGUCAAGACGGCGCUGGAGGGCAACAUCCCGCUGCUGCACGCCGCAUCUUGA